GUGUGUGUGUGUGAGAGAGAGAGAGUGGGGGUGGUGCUGCAUGGUCGAGCAAACAGGUGUAUCCAAACAGGUAGAGCUGCGCCUUUUUUUCCUUUUCUCCUAGGGACAAACAUUAUGGCGUGUUCUUCACCAACCAGCACUUAACCAGACUCAAAGGAUUUUACCGUUCUCACAAGGACCGUUGGUGAACUGCUACAGCUUUGACAGGUGUGUCCAGGGGGAGACUUCGGAGAGGAGCUGGUGCCUAGAGAAAGAAAAGGGAUGAUCCAGCAGCACCAGGCAUGAGACAGCCCCAGUGCUCCACUCAGGCCUGUCUCUUAGGACUUUCCUCUCUGGACUGAUUGUCCCGACUUUUCCUUUAUUUAUCACUACCUACCUGGGAUAAUGACACCUCUGCUGAACAGUCCCUCCCUGUGUCUCCUUAUCCUCCGGAUCUUUGUGACGCAGGGAGUGUUUGUAGAGCAGCCCCCAAAAAAGGGUAUCCGCUCCCUGGCCGAGAAGGAGACCGUCCUGCCAUGUCGCUACGAGCCGAGUGAACCCAACGUGGUGGUGGUGCAGGUCACCUGGUAUAAGGAGAAACCCGGGGCCAGCAAGGAGCAGAUCAUCACCGCACACCACGCCAACGGACAAACCGCAUUUGGGUCGUGGUCUCGUAAAGUGCACUUCAGAAGCAGCGAGCCCACGGUGGACUCGUCCCUGGUUUUCCGGAGCACGGAGGUCUCAGAUGAGGGGCAGUACAUCUGCCGCAUCAACACCUUCCCCUCCGGCAACUUCGACAGUGUGAUGUCACUCACCGUAUGGACCGUUCCCAUCUCCUCCCUGGACCCUGUGAUCAUGGUGGAGGGUCAGUCCUACGGACAGGCCGCGUCCUGCCGCUCUAUAGCCCGCCCGCCCCCCCGCCUCUCCUGGGAGAGCGCCCUGAACGGCCAGUCCACCAACCGUACCUCAGAAAACGGGGCGGUCACCUCACACUACUCCCUGCACCCACUGAGGAGCAUGAACGGCAUGAAGCUGGACUGUCUGGUGUGGCACCCGACUUCCAAGAAGCCCCGCAGGCUCAGCAACAGCCUGGUAGUUUACUUCCCGCCGCAUGCAGAGGUGUCUGGCUACGGUGGAGACUGGUUCAUCGGUCUGGAGAACGCUGCCCUGAGGUGCGUGAGCGGAGGAAACCCCAAACCGAGUAUCACCUGGAUCAGAGUGGGCAAAGAGCUGCCGGAAGGUGUGAUCCCCCACCCUAACGGAACACUCCUUUUUGGGCGACCCCUGAGCUUGUCCGACGAAGGCACCUACCAGUGUGUGGCAGAGAAUGAAGUGUCAGCGGGGAAGGCGGCGGUGGACAUUACUGUGGCAGAAUCUCGCGCGGACCCGAAAAUGCCAGAAGAAUUGCUGAUGCUCAUCGUGGGGGCUGUGGCUGGCGGGCUGCUGCUCCUGAUGCUCAUCAUCGUCAUCACAGUCACGUGUCACCACAAACGCAAGAGCAGCAAGCUGAAGAAGGAGCUCACUGAGAAGACGGAGGAAAUCUCCACCCUCUCCAGACAUGCCUCUAUCAGGAGGAUGCACUCCGUCAGCACAGACACCAGAGGAGCGACGGAGGAGAACAUCCCUCUGAGGGUGGAGGGAACCCUGAGGACCAGCUUCUCCUCCCUCGGGGAGCAGGGCCACUACCUGGACAGCCGCUCUUCAAUCUCAGGUGGGCGAGGAGGAGGAGGAGGAGGAGGAGGGGGAGCGUACGACUACCUGGGCAGACCAGUCCUUCACAACAACUCGCGAAGGGGGAGAGACAGGCUCCUGGAAAGAGACGAGGAAAACCGACUCCGAGUGGAGACGUUUGUAAGAGACAGCACCAUAUCUCUGCAGGAAACUCGGUUCCACCCUCCUCUAAUGCCGACAACCUUCCCCAUUGUCCAGUCCACGGAGACUGUGCGACAGCUGAACGGCAGCACUGUCAUGCCAGCGGACAGCGGGGGUUCUCGGCCGGGCAGUGUCACCAGCAAAACCCACCAGCACCCUCCACUGAGCUGCAGCUAUCCACCGGUGACGGAUGAUGAGGACGAGGUGGACGAAGGCUUGGGGGGUCCCGCCAGUCAGGAGCAUCCCGACGACCAGGACAGUGAGACCAACAGCUCACACGUGUCCGAGGCCCACAGCCCCCGCUAUCAGCAUACCAAUGGCACUUUGAGACCCAAACCCCGGCCGAUUCCCACUGCCAUCAGUCCCCAUGCCUCCCUGAUCCACAAGGCUCAGAUAGUGUAGCUGGAGGCUGGAAAAUAACAGGCGGUCAGAAUGAGGAUACCCAGGGGUCACCGGAAAACCAGUUUGUGUUUGAUUAGGAAAAACGUGCACCUUGACUAUAAAGCUGCAUCUUCUUCAUUCCGAGGGAUAAUGGUGCAAUAGAACAAAAUGUCCCACCAAAGCGUCUUCUGUAUGGAUUUCUGACAUUGGGUUUUUCCUGACCAGCGCUGUGACAUCUGUUCCCCCACAUUACUGCCACAAACAAAGACAUGGUCGCAAUAUUUCCAGUUGGACUGCAUUAAUAUAGUCUCAUCAAACUUUUUAGCUCAUACUCUACAGGUCACAUUCCCACGUAUUCAUAGAAAGCUUGUGCUACACGUUCAGUCACACACCGAUGCUACAUUGGGGCCAUAAUGGUUCUGUAUCUUGCUCAGAGACAUUUUGAAGUGUAAUGGAAGAGCUGGGGAUUGAACCACCGACCCCUCGGAUUAGUGGACCCGCUCCAACUCCUGACAGCUGUUUCCUGUGACUAACAGGUGAACGCAACUGACGUGCUUUCUGUGCAGCAGAAAAUCAGGAAAUGCAGGAGACGGCUUUGUUGGUACAUAAAACAAGUAGAUUACAACACCAUGGGUGGAUUUUUUGCUUUAGUGUUAUUCAGUUCCUGUGCCUGUGUUAAGUUCCCUUACGCAACGUGUUUUAGGAUCUGAUCCAAACCAUUGGAUGUUACUGUCUCGACACACCUACAACAUGCAUACCAUUGUGCCAUAUUGGCUCUCUGCCCUCGAGCCUUCGCCUUAAGCACCGAGACGGUUUGGAUCAGAUUAGCCGUCAACAAAAAAAAAAAAGACUUAACCAAUGUGUCUUACACAUGUAGUAAUUUGGCAAAGAGUAAAUCAUAUCAAUGUGUAAUGCAAUUUCGAAUGAUUUCCUUUUUUCAAAGCUUUUUUAAAGUAUUUUUUUUAUAACAGAAUGAAUAUAGAGUAUCACUCUGUAACUUUGACUGAGCAACAGCGCCCUCUGCAGCCACACGUGAUAAUAAUUGUGUUGGGCUCAAGUCUUUGUGUAUUUUGAGUUGAGCUCUGACAGGUCUGAACUAAACGCAACUGAAAGAUAAUCCCCGGCUUCCUGAAAAAAAAAAGAGCUGCUGCUCUAGCAAAUACACCAAACACUGUUUAAAAUGUCUAAUAUUAUAAGUGUCUUCAUUGAAUACUGGAGAUAAACGCAGUUUUUUAAGGACUUCUAAGUCUUUUUAACUGAUCCACAGUUCGGCAAUACUGUUGAAUUUGCUGGACCUGUAUUUUGACAAUUUAAGCAAGUAACAGUGAGUUUCACAUCUCUCACAGGAGAUCGUACCCGCUCACAAAAGUGACAGAGCAAGAAAAGACAUUCAGGGUGAGGACUGAAAUGAAAGAAACACCAUUAAACUAUCUUUGAAGCUGCUGUUGCACAGUGUUGCUUGAAGUUGUGUUUUGAAAACAAUCAUUAAUAAUAUACAGUAAAUAAGUAUAUUAACAAAUUCGAUAUACAGUAUGUAUCCUCUGUUUGGUAGAUGACACAUAAAGUUAAUACAUAAUUGUAACCGGGAAAAAGGCUGAAAUACUAUAUUGCAUACAUAUUAAACAUGUACAUACCGUCAAAAUAAAUUAAAUAUAUGUUACGUAUAUGUGCAUCCUCAUGCACACGCAAGCAAAAGUGACGACAGCUGGAGAACCUGUGAAAUAUAUGUAUAAUACAUUUUAAUGGAUUUUUUGUUUUUUCAUUUCUGUAUUGCUUGAACUGUGAAUCUAAAUUCACUAAAGAUCAUAGAGGCUAAAUAUGUUGUCUAACUUCUUGUACAGUAUAAAGUUUCUUCGGUCUACCGGAGGUUGACAGGACAAUAUCUCACCAAAAGGGAAUUUACAUGAUCUGUUUUUGAUAUUGUACAACCAAACAUGUGUUCUUUAUCCAUGGACUACCUUUUUACAUGUAUAUAUUUGUGUGUGUUUGUAUUCUGACUAUUGUUGGGUUCUGUUACAGCCCUGAAACGGGAAGCAUUGUGCCAAAGGGAAGAUAUAAAAGCAUUAACUUCUGCUCUUUA
Messenger RNA from Platichthys flesus (European flounder), 4312 nucleotides. RefSeq names its product nectin cell adhesion molecule 4a (gene nectin4a). NCBI's taxonomy places the organism in Eukaryota, Metazoa, Chordata, Actinopteri, Pleuronectiformes, Pleuronectidae. Gene Ontology annotation, cellular component: adherens junction. The coding region runs from base 385 to 2253 and encodes 622 amino acids. Gene Ontology annotation, biological process: heterophilic cell-cell adhesion; homophilic cell-cell adhesion. The transcript has 11 exons. The record is from RefSeq and is a predicted model, not a curated record.